UCCAAUAUUGAUUGAUAUACUUAAUAUCUGGUCAAUGGGUAUCUGCUAUAUCCUGUUUGAUUCCCUAGUACCACCAUGUAAUAAGAACCAUCGAAACCCCAUUUAAUUUUCUUUCUUUUUUCUUUUUAUGAAUAUUCAUUAUUAUUAAUUCAUAUAUGGCUGAUUCUCUGAUGAUAAACAAGAUCGAAUCUUUUAUUUCUGGGGGUUUUUUGGGUUGUCUGUGGAGAUGACCAUGUUUACGGCUGAAAACCGGCAGCAGCAUCAGCAGUCUUGCGGUGGUUAUGGUGUGUACGGCGGCGGCGGCGUUGAGGGUUUUGGCGGUGGUAUGAGCCACAGCUUGGAGGGUUGUUACAUAUUAUCCGAUCAUCAGAUAUUAAUGGCGGCGGCGGAGGAAGACCAUCAUAGUACGGCGGUGGAAGACGAUCGAAAGGCGGAAUCGAGUUCGAAAGACGAUGAAUUAGUAAUUACUAGAGAUGAAGAAGAUGAAGAACAAGAACAAGAAGAAGAAGAAGAAGAGCAAGGGUGGCUGCAGCUUGGUAUUGGCGGCGGCCGUAGCCACCAAAUCAAGAAACAAAAUGGAAAAAACAACGUAAACGAAAAUAAAAACGAAUCGGGUCGGGUUGAACUUGAGCUUAUGCCGAGUAGUAGUAAUAAUAAUAAUAAUAGUUCGCAAUUAACGAUGAGGAGUACUUUUGCCCCUCCUUUGUUUCCGGAGUUUCGAGCCCCUCGGCCGGUUUUGAAUUUCGAAACUAGUGGCGGCGGCGGAGGGUUUAUAAGCCCGCCGUCGUCGUCGUUUUUGUUGCAGCAAUACGGAAUUAGCAGUACUAAUUAUUAUCCGCAUCAAGAAAUGAACUGGGCGGCGUUUAGGCAUGUUCCGAUUAUUAGCAAUAUCGGAGGAACAGCUUCUUCGUCACAAACAUCGUCUUCUUUAACUUAUUAUCCACGGCCGCAGUUUCAACUCUAUGCCGCCGGAGUAGAUAUGGAUGCGGCGGCCGCCGCGGCGGCUAUGGAUUUCAGAGUUAUUCCACCUCCUAGGAGACCACAUUCUGGGAUUUGGUUUAUGCUACAAGCGUCACAAAAUCAAGAAAAAGAACCAUUUUUGCCGCAGAUUACGAAGAGCUACUUGAGAAUCAAGGAUGGAGGGAUGACAAUUCGACUGGUUAUAAAGUACCUGGUUAACAAGCUUAGACUGGAUAACGAAUCCGAGGUUGAGAUAACUUGCAAAGGGCAAAGGGUAGCAUCUUUCUUGACGUUGGAGCAUGUAAGAGAUAGCAUUUGGAGUAGUAGUAAUCCAAACAGGGAUUUCAUCACUUUGCUUCCAAACUCCUCAACCAUUCCUCACAUUAUGGUGCUUCAUUAUGCAAGAACAUCUACUUCCUAAUUCUAAAUUAUUACUCUUCCCACCAUUCCCAAUUUUUAACUUUUUUCUUUCAUUAUAUUUCUUCCUUACUUGUUAAAUUAUAAUAACUUUUUUUUUCUUUUUUCGCCUUUAAUUUUAAUUUACUCCUUUUACUUUUAGGUAGUCAUGUGUUUGUUUGUGUUCUUUUUUUCCCCUUGAAAUUACUUUUUUCUUUGUAAUACUUAAUUAUGUGGAUUAGUUUGUCUAAUCAUGACAUAAUAUAUAGUUUGAAGAACUAAAUACCCCAUACAUGUAAUGUAAAAGCUAUUAUGGGAUCGCUCCAAUGGCAUAACCUAUAUUGGCUUUGAUUUUUA
This is a messenger RNA of Erythranthe guttata (spotted monkey flower), 1713 nucleotides long. RefSeq lists its product as uncharacterized. NCBI's taxonomy places the organism in Eukaryota, Viridiplantae, Streptophyta, Magnoliopsida, Lamiales, Phrymaceae. The record is from RefSeq and is a predicted model, not a curated record. Gene Ontology annotation, biological process: multicellular organism development.